AUGGGGAUUGUCCUCUUUUUCCUCGAUGAGAAGUGCUCUGCCAUUCAUGGCUUCAUCCCAGCUGCACGGGCGAACCAAUACAGAGACGUCUUACGCGAAGGUCUUAUUUUUCAACUCGGUCUAUUUGAGGUAGGCCGAUGCACAAACCUCUACAGGAUCACCGACCAUCCAUUUGUCGUUCGUUUCCUACCAGACACAACCAUUGUUCCACUAACUGAUGUUGGAGUCUCUAUUGCAAAAGAUAAAUUCAUGCUGCAGAAAUCCGACCACCUCCAGGCUCUGGCUAAUACCAACCUUGAACUCCCAGAUACCACCUACAUAUCCCAGAUGUUGUCGGUCAAAUCCGCUUUGUGCAAGGCGCAAACUUAA
Molecule: messenger RNA, 369 nt
Organism: Arabis nemorensis
Lineage: Eukaryota; Viridiplantae; Streptophyta; Magnoliopsida; Brassicales; Brassicaceae
Source: the annotation of a GenBank genome assembly